UGGCAGACCCUGCGCGGGAGCCGAGCCAGGAUGACGACCGAGCAGCGACGGAAUCUGCUCACCUUCCAAGACUAUGUCAGGAAGAUUCUGGAUCCUACUCACAUUCUCUGCUACAUGGCCCCCUGGUUUAGGGAGGAUAAGAUGCAGUGUAUUCAAGCUGAGAAAAACAACAGGGGCCCGAUGGAGGCUGCCUCACUUUUCCUACAGUUCCUUUUGGAACUCCAGGAGGAAGGCUGGUUCCGUGGCUUUUUGGAUGCCUUAAACCAAGCAGGUUAUUCUGGACUUUAUGAAGCCAUUGAAAAUUGGGAUUUCAACAAAAUUGAAAAGUUAGAAGUGUACAGAACACUUUUAAGACGUUUGCAACCAGAAUUUAAAAACAGAAUUAUUCCUUUAGAAAUCCUUCCUGAACUAGCUGAAUGUUUAAUUAGUCAGGAAUGUGAAGAAAUUAGACAGACUUGUUACAACAAGGGGAUGAUAGCAGGUUCAGAGAAACUGAUCGAAUGCCUUCUGAAAUCAGACAAGGAGAACUGGCCCAAGGUUUUGAAACUUGCUUUGGAGAAGGAACAGAACAACCUCAGUGAAAUGUGGCUGGUAGAGAAAGGUGAAAAAGAUAUUGAAAAUAAAGAUCUGGAGGAUGAUGAAAUGGAAACUUCUGAAAUACACAUUUUCUUCCAGGAAGAUCCAGAACACCAGAAUCUUAGUCAGAAUUCCCAGGCACCCUCAGAAAUGUCUCGAACUAACUUGAAACCAAGAAAUUACCAACUAGAGCUUGCUUUGCCUGCUAAGGAAGGAAAAAAUACAAUAAUAUGUGCUCCUACUGGUUGUGGGAAAACCUUAGUUUCACUUCUUAUUUGUGAACAUCAUCUUAAAAAUUUUCCACAAGGACAAAAAGGGAAAGUUGCUUUUUUUGCUAAUCAUGUCCCUGUGUAUGAGCAGCAGAAGUUUGUGUUCUUGAGCUAUUUCGAAAGGCUUGGGUACAGUGUUACAGGCAUUUCUGGAGCAACAACUGAAAAUGUCCCAGUAGAACAGACUAUCAAGAACAAUGACAUCAUCAUUUUAACACCCCAGAUUAUUGUGAACAAUCUCAAAAAUGGAACUAUUCCAUCACUGUCUGUCUUUACUUUGAUGAUAUUUGAUGAAUGCCACAACACCAAUAAACACCACCCAUACAAUAUGAUCAUGUUCAAUUAUCUAGAUCAGAAACUUGGAGGAUCUUCAGACCCACUGCCCCAGGUUGUUGGGCUGACUGCCUCAGUUGGUGUUGGGGAUGCCAAAACCACAGAUGAAGCCAUGCUUUACAUCUGCAAACUGUGUGCUUCUCUUGAUGCAACAGUGAUAGCAACAGUCAGAGACAACUUGGAGGAACUGGAGCAAGUUGUUUAUAAGCCCCAGAAAUUUUCCAGGAAAGUGGAAUCACGGACUACCAACAAAUUUAAAUUCAUCGUAUCUCAGCUGAUGAGGGACAUAGAGAGUCUGGCAAGGAAUAUCUGUACAGAAUUUGGAAACUUAUUUCAAACUCAAAAUGGGGACUUUGGAACACAGAAGUAUGAACAACGGAUUGUUGGAGUUCAUAAAGCAGGCAUGGUGUUUCGACUGCCAGACAAAGAGGAAGAGAGCAGGAUUUGCAAAGCACUAUUUCUGUAUACGUCAUACUUGCGGAAAUAUAAUGAUUCCCUCAUUAUCAGUGAGGAUGCACAAAUGAAAGAUGCUCUGAAUUACUUGAAAGACUUCUUCAACAAUGUCCGAACAGCGGGAUUUGAUGAGACUGAGCAAGAUCUUACUCGGAGGUUUGAAGAAAAACUGGAGGAACUAGAAAGUGUUUGCAGAGAUCCCAGCAAUGAGAACCCUAAACUCAACGACCUCUGCCUCAUCUUACAAGAAGAGUACCACUUAUAUCCAGAGACCAGAACCAUUCUUUUUGUGAAAACCAGAGCACUUGUGGAUUUAAUAGAAAUCUACUUAGCUAGUCUGAGCAGAAUGGGGGCCAGCUACAAGGAUGCUCAGGUCUGUAUAGGAAGCAUGACCCUCCCAGCACAGAAGUGUGCACUGGAUGCAUUCAGAGAAGAUAAAGAUAAUAUUCUGAUUGUCACCUCAGUUGCUGAUGAAGGCAUCGACAUUGCUCAGUGCAAUCUGGUCAUCCUGUAUGAGUACGUGGGCAACGUCAUCAAAAUGAUCCAAACCAGAGGCAGAGGAAGAGCAAGAGGUAGCAAAUGCUACCUUCUGACUAGUAAUGCUGAUGUAAUUGAAAAAGAAAAUAUAAACAUGUAUAAGGAAGAAAUGAUGAAUGACUCCAUUUCAAAACUUCAAACAUGGGAUAAAACGGAAUUUGAAAAAAAAGUUCACAGUAUACAGAUACAUGAUAAAUUCAUCAGAGAUAGUCAACCCAAAUCAAAACCUGUCCCUGAUAAGAAAAAUAAAAAACUGCUCUGUGGAAAGUGCAAAACCUUGGCAUGUUACACGGCUGAUGUACGCGUGGUAGAGACAUGCCAUUACACUGUGGUUGGAGAUGAUUUUAAGGAACGCUUUGUGAGGGAACCACACCCCAGACCGAAGAGCUAUGGGGGUUUUGAGAAGAAAGCAAAGAUAUUCUGUGCCAAAGAGAACUGCAGACAUGACUGGGGAAUCCACGUGAAGUAUAAGGAAUUUGAGAUUCCAGUCAUAAAAAUUGAAAGUUUUGUAGUGGAAGAUAUUGCAACUGGARUUCAAACACGGUACUCAAAGUGGAAAGAUUUUCAUUUUGAGAAGAUACAGUUUGAUGCUGCAGAAUAUCCAAAUGACUUCAGGGCCUGAGUCUUUAGCUACAGGGAAUGGUGAGUGAAGAAAUUAACCCUGUGGGGUAAUCACCUAUUGCUUGUGCCUCUAUGAAGGUAUUUUACACAAGGCUUAUACUGUAUUGCUCACUCUCAGUUAACUUCACCUUCUGUUGGUUUUGAACAGUUUGUACUACAUCAUAUAUGCAAAACACAUGUGAGUGAAUUCUCAUACAUUGCUGGUGGGACUGCAAAUGGGCACAACCACUAUGGAAAGCAG
Urocitellus parryii (Arctic ground squirrel) is the source of this 3030-nucleotide messenger RNA. Lineage: Eukaryota; Metazoa; Chordata; Mammalia; Rodentia; Sciuridae. The record is from RefSeq and is a predicted model, not a curated record.